Molecule: messenger RNA, 1725 nt
Organism: Cotesia congregata
Lineage: Eukaryota; Metazoa; Arthropoda; Insecta; Hymenoptera; Braconidae
Source: the annotation of a GenBank genome assembly
AUGGUCAAAAUGUUAAUGCUAUUAAUGUAUAUACGUCAAAUUAAAGGAUCCUUGGACUUACGAACCGGAGCAUCAUCAAAUUUCACACUAUUGUCGAUCGUUGAAGGCGAGUCGUUGAUAAUAGAUUGCAAAAACACUGAAAAAAUAACAUUUUUGUAUCCAAAAUUUCCCAAAAAUGAAGUCAUUACCUCUCCUGAAGAAAUAACGGUCUCUUUAUCAGAUAAAGUGUAUUCUGCAAAAUUCGAACGUAAAAAAGCGGUGUAUAACGACAGUGGAUGGUACGGCUGUGCUGAUCUACCAGACGAAUUUGACAAACUUUAUCAGAAUCGGUUUCCAUUUACUCCUGAUCUUUAUAAUAGUUCCAAUGUUCGAUGGGUUUAUGUCUUUGUUAAAUCGCUCGAUCACUUGUUCGUAAAUACUCCGUUUGUGCUAAAUGAUACAGAAGGUCAUUAUCGGCUUAUUGAAAAGGUCGGUAAUGAUGUUAUUCUGCCAUGCCGCCCGACUUCACCCAAUUACAGGGUUGGAUUGCAAUUUGGAAACAGAACAGAUGUUCCAUUUAAUUAUUCUUUAUAUGAUCCAACAAUAGGAUUUGUAAUUAAGAACAUUAUAAGUAAUCAUUCCUUGUCUUAUAUUUGUGAAAGUUUCAACUCUAAUGGAGAUUUUGAAGUGAAACAUUUUCAGAUAACCCUGAAGCGUUAUCCUGAAUUUCGAGAUGUGCCGGUAAUAUCAACUGACUCACUUACCCACAUGGAAGUCGGCAAAGACUUCAUAAUGAAAUGUGAAAUUUGCAUCUAUCAGCCCAACCAAUAUUCUUUUGGAUGGCAAAUGCCUCGGCCGAACAAUCGAACCAGUCAAAAAUUGAUCCGUCUCAACGUUUCCAAACGUCCGAGUGUCGAUUUUUGGGAUUCCGACAUCUGCGAAACUCAAAUUAUCGAAUUGCAGAUCAAAAGCGUUACUAUUGAAGAUUUUGGCGUGUAUAGGUGUGACCUUUAUCGAUACCCAGUUCUGAACUCAGCCACAGUUAACCUAGUGCCUCAUGAAAAAAAGCAUUUGGAGUUGUCAAUGAGGGUUCGAAAUGAUUCAAAGCCAGUCAGAAAGUCUCACAGUUACACUUGGGACCUUGAAGUCGACGCCUAUCCGUUACCCGUCGAAUUUAAGUGGUUAGGUCCAGGCGGGUAUGAAAUUUCCAAUUUUUGGAGUUAUGAAAACUAUCAAGUCAAUGACGAACGAUUCUCAGUUAAAUUAACCAAAUGGGAUGUUGAUUGGAAGGACACUGGGACUCAUGUUAUUUUUGCUCACAAUUCCGAAGAGAUUAAAAUUUUUAGUUUCAAUGUUCUAGUUGAAGGAAUUCCAGAAAUCAUAGACUUCGUAGAAAAUGAUGUAGAUUGCUAUUUAAGACACGAAACAGUCUUUUUCGACUGUGCUGCGAGAGGGUACCCUCAACCAGUCAUAACCUGGAAGUUUGGCAAAGACUACAAAAGUUCGAACGAUAUUCCACUGAGUUCUGUCUACUCUAAGAAUGGCACAUCCAGUGAUAACAUUCCAAAAGUUUUUUCUACUGCCUGGGUAGAGAUAUUGGGGUCCGGAAUGAUGUUCUGCGAAGCAUGUAAUAAGUAUGGGUGUGAUUGGAAAGUAAUGCAAUCUGUCUAUAUUACAUUGAGUCCUAAGUGCUGCAACACUAAGAAGAAGCAGCGAUGGAAAUUAAAUUUUUCAAGCUUAGGGUAG